UGUAUUCUGAAUUUAGUUGGUUCUUUUCCAUCGACCUGCAUUGGGCAUUUGAAAUCCAUCGUUGAUUCUUCAUUUUGUGAUCAAACCAUUAGGAAGCAGACGUUUGAUUAUUCUAUUAAGACGGCAGUAGCGUUUUAAUUUUGGUUUUUCUGGGUUCAUUAGUUCUCAUCCGAGGGUAAAGGUCAUUUGACAAUUGUUUUUGUAAGAAUUGGCAAAUUGUUGCUUUGACAUUAUUUCCCUGUAGAGAAUUAUUUUCCUGUCAUUGUUGCUGUGCCAAUUGUGUUCUCUAAUGGAGCAUGUAGUCCAGCGGAGCAGCUUGCUAGCACAUGCAUCUUCUCCUGGUUUCUUUGCAUUACCAGCGAAUCAAGAUAUCGAUUUAAGGCAGAAAGGAAAGAUGCGUCGGUGGCUCUGUUGCACUUGUCAAGUAGAGGAGUCUUACCAGACAUGUGAAAACGAAUUCCUCAAAAGGCCAGAGACCUAUGCUGAUGGAAACCAAAAAGGCUCCAAGGCAUCUACUCCUGCCAAGCCUGAAGUACUAAAAGCGCCACCACCUAUUGAAGUUCCCGCAUUGUCUUUAGAUGAAAUUAAGGAAAAAACUGACAAUUUUGGGUCAAAGUCAUUGAUUGGUGAAGGAUCAUAUGGAAGAGUAUAUUAUGCAACCUUAAACAAUGGAAAGGCUGUGGCUAUAAAAAAACUUGACGUUUCAUCUGAGCCAGAGUCUAAUGUUGAGUUUUUGACUCAGGUUUCCAUGGUGUCAAGACUGAAGCAUGAAAAUAUUGUUGAGCUGCUUGGAUACUGUGUGGAAGGAAAUCUCCGUGUGUUGGCAUACGAGUUUGCCACCAUGGGGUCUUUACAUGACAUUUUGCAUGGAAGAAAGGGAGUCCAAGGUGCACAGCCGGGUCCUGUGCUUGACUGGAUGCAGCGUGUGAGGAUUGCUGUUUUUGCAGCUAGGGGACUGGAGUACUUACAUGAGAAAGUUUCACCUUCUAUAAUACACCGAGAUGUCAGAUCAAGCAAUGUACUCCUAUUUGAGGACUUCAAAGCCAAAAUUGCAGAUUUCAACCUUUCAAACCAGGCUCCGGACAUGGCUGCUCGUCUUCAUUCAACUCGAGUCUUGGGGACCUUUGGUUAUCAUGCUCCAGAGUAUGCGAUGACUGGCCAAUUGACACAAAAGAGUGAUGUAUAUAGCUUUGGGGUGGUGCUUUUGGAGCUUCUAACUGGUAGAAAGCCUGUGGACCAUACAAUGCCUCGUGGUCAGCAGAGUCUUGUCACUUGGGCAACGCCAAGAUUGAGCGAGGACAAGGUUAAACAAUGUGUUGAUCCAAAACUGAAAGGAGAAUAUCCUCCAAAAGGAGUUGCUAAGCUGGCAGCUGUGGCGGCCUUGUGUGUGCAGUAUGAAUCCGAGUUCCGACCAAACAUGAGCAUUGUAGUUAAGGCACUUCAACCACUCCUCAACUCGAAGCCUGCUGCACCAGCACCUGCGAUUUAAGAAUAUUGCUUCACACCCCCCCCCUGGGUCUUUUACUCUUGUGUCUUGAGACUGGUUUGGUUUCUUUUUUCUGGUUUGAUUUACAAUUUUUUUUUUAUUUCUUUGCAACAUUGAGAUUGGGUUUGGCGAUGGAUUGUGGCCCCGUCAGUCUCGGAAUCAUUGUUGACUUUCCAUUAUGGUUAGGAAAUUGUGAAUCAUGAAUGACUUGGGAUUGGGUUGUGGUGGAUGACAUUUGCUCCUUGGUGUUUCUCUGACUUGCAUUCUUUCUCAUUUCCUCUUUUAAGUUUGAAGGCGUGCUCCACAACUUUGUACAUUAAACUGCAUUUCCAUCAAUGGUUAUGUGAUAUGUUCUGCUUGAUCUGUAAUCUUAUGGAAUACAAUAUUUACUACUAAUAUGAAGGUGAGAAUUGUUUUUAA
This is a messenger RNA of Macadamia integrifolia, 1906 nucleotides long. RefSeq names its product PTI1-like tyrosine-protein kinase 3. Gene Ontology annotation, biological process: protein phosphorylation. The transcript is spliced from 8 exons. Gene Ontology annotation, molecular function: ATP binding; protein tyrosine kinase activity. The record is from RefSeq and is a predicted model, not a curated record. Bases 290 to 1489 code for a protein of 399 amino acids. Lineage: Eukaryota; Viridiplantae; Streptophyta; Magnoliopsida; Proteales; Proteaceae.